CCGCGCUUUCCGUCCUGACGGAAACAACACGGAAGUGAACACAUCGCUGUCAGUCCAGAGUUCGAGUUCGUACCUGACGGGCUGAAUCCGGACGUGUAAACCUCGCAGAGUUUUAUCGACACAAUGCACAGAUUACAAGUCAUCUCGGGACACUUGUCUCCGGCCUACAGGCGGGACCUGGGACGGGCCGAGUGCGGAGCGGCGGCCCGGAGCAGCAGCCCGGAGGACGUGGUGGUGGUCCAUGGACGGAGGACCGCGAUCGGGAAAGCCAAGAGGGGAGCGUUUAAGGACACCACACCUGACGAGCUGCUGAGCGCCGUGAUGACAGCUGUGCUCACAGAUGUUGGACUGCCAGCCGACAAGCUGGGAGACGUCUGUAUGGGUAACGUGCUGCAGCCUGGUGCCGGAGCUCUGUUGGCCCGGGUGGCCCACUUCCUCAGUGGGUUUCCAGAGACGGUCCCCGUCUACACGGUGAACAGACAGUGCUCCUCUGGACUGCAGGCGCUGUUCAACAUCGCAGGAGCCAUCCGGAGCAGAUCCAUCGACCUGGGCCUCGCAUGUGGUGUGGAGAGCAUGUCUCUGCGUUCAGUAGGUAAUCCAGGAGAUUUGAGCUCCAGGCUGAUGGACAACGACAAGGCCAGAGACUGCAUCAUCCCGAUGGGCAUCACCUCGGAGAACGUCGCCGAGAGAUUCGGAGUCUCCAGAGAGAAACAGGACGCCUUCGCUCUCAGUUCUCAGCUGAAAGCCGCCCGGGCGCAGAUCUCGGGUCUGUUCCAGCAGGAGAUUGUUCCCGUCAACACAAAGAUCGUAGACGACGAUGGAAAGGAGCGGCAGGUGACGGUCGUGAAGGACGACGGGAUCAGAGCGGGAACAACUCUGGCGGGACUCGCUAAACUGCGGCCGGCCUUCAAACCUGACGGCAGCACCACAGCAGGUAACUCCAGCCAGGUGAGCGACGGAGCGGCGGCCGUGCUGAUUGGUCGCAGGGCUGCGGUGGAGGCUCUGGGGCUGCCGGUCCUGGGGGUCCUGAGGGCCAGUGCGGUGGUGGGGGUCCCUCCUGAUGUCAUGGGCAUUGGACCAGCGUACGCCAUCCCUGCAGCUCUGGAGCAGGCUGGACUGACUGUGGAUGAUAUCGACGUGUUUGAGAUCAACGAGGCCUUUGCCAGUCAGGCGGUGUACUGUGUGGAGAAGCUGGGCAUCCCGCUGGAGAAGGUGAAUCCUAACGGAGGAGCCAUCGCUCUGGGUCACCCUCUGGGCUGCACCGGAGCUCGACAGGUGGUGACGCUGCUCAACGAGCUCAGACGCAGAGGGAAGAGGGCGUACGGCGUCGUGUCCAUGUGCAUUGGGACGGGGAUGGGAGCCGCUGCUGUGUUUGAAUACCCCGGACCGUAGCAGCAGAUCAGGACCCCGUCAUGGUGAUUAAAGCCCCUUUCAGACAAGACGGAUAAUCUGCCCUCUUGAAACCUUGUUACACUUAAUAAACCUCUGGGGGGGAUUUGUGAUUUUGCCAGUAAUCACACAGACAAGAUGUUUAUGCAGCGCAGCGACCAGUAACAGAACAGAGCUGACACUCUGGAUGCCCUCGCAGGCGGCCAGAGCUCUGCCCGCUGCACAAAACAUGGGUGGAAUUUGUUCUGCACCUUCCACUGAACAUCCAAACUAAGGCUGUGUGACACGAGCAGCGUUACAGGCUCCAGAGAGAUUUAAUCAACCUUUACAUUAAACUCCCACUCAACUAACGCUGCUGCUCUUUAGAAGAUAUUGAUCAGGUUAUCAAGUGCCUUUAAUUAAUCCUGCUUUAAUCGUCCUGAGCCUCGCUGUUACCCUCACUGACCGUCCCAAACUAGCUGAAGUCUACAUGACAGGAGGCUGUAUUCUGUGCAGGGUGGAGAAUACGGACCUGAGACUGUGUUCUCUAACAGUUGUCAUCAAGGUAAAAACAACAACUUGACAGUCGUGCUGUAUCACAGAAGGCUGGUGUGAACGGUACCGAGUCUCUUCACUGUGAUUCUUUUGCUGCAUUAAUCAGGAGUUCAUGUGUAAAGAUCCUGGAAGUGUUUGUGAAUGCUGUUCCGUCCUGUCAAGUCAUUCUGCCUGCACAUUUAGAGAAUACAGUGCCAACACUGAACAUUUCUGCCACAUUACACUGCCGUCAGACGCACUGAAGUCUGUCAACAACGUCCAUAUUCCUCCACAGAAAAGCAGCUGAGACUGCAGCGCCUCGUUUCACGCCACUGAUCAGUUGUUUGGGUCGGACCUUCAGAGUCCGUCUGACGGCAAUCUAAAGUACCAAACAUCUUCAAAAUAUAGCAGAACACAGUAGUGGGACUGUCUGGAUGUUUUUAGUCCUCAAUCUGAGUCCUUUAAUUUUGCAUAUCUGUUAUUAAAUAUCUUCACCUUACUUCUUUUUACAAGUCAUUUGAUCCAAAAAUUCAGUGUCAAAAAUGUGAAGCGCACAGAAGAUCAUAGUCGCUCGUUUGUACCACAGAAGAAGAACUCUGUUCUUGAAUGAGGUCCAAUCAAACUCCAAUGACUGUAGCAUCUUGUCAACUGAGCUGUGAGUGAAUGUCUGUACUGAUUUUCUCUGUGUAGAAAUAAAACAUUUCAACAUGA
This is a messenger RNA of Acanthopagrus latus (yellowfin seabream), 2613 nucleotides long. It is a transcript of the gene acaa1, whose product is annotated as acetyl-CoA acyltransferase 1. The transcript has 12 exons. The coding region runs from base 124 to 1392 and encodes 422 amino acids. Gene Ontology annotation, molecular function: acetyl-CoA C-acyltransferase activity. NCBI's taxonomy places the organism in Eukaryota, Metazoa, Chordata, Actinopteri, Spariformes, Sparidae. Gene Ontology annotation, cellular component: peroxisome. The record is from RefSeq and is a predicted model, not a curated record. Gene Ontology annotation, biological process: phenylacetate catabolic process; fatty acid beta-oxidation.